ACGGCUCGUUCAUACCCCCAACGAUCACAAUGAUUAGGCGACAAGUACGCGAAAGGCGGCAAUAUGUCUACGCCAAAUCCUUGGAAGCGCAGGAGCGCCAAACCUAUGAGCGCAAGCAGCAGCUGAAGGAUGCGCUCGCGAGCGGGAAGCCGCUCCCUACUGAGCUGAAGAAGGAUGCGAAGAGCAUGGGGAAGGAUCUAGCGUAUGACGAGGCGCAGGAAGAGCCCUCCACACACAUUGACAACGAGUACUCAAGAGCGGGUAUCCAGGAUCCGAAAAUUGUCAUCACCACUUCUCGAGAUCCAAGCUCGAAGUUGCUGCAGUUCGCGAAGGAAAUGCGCCUGGUCUUCCCCAACGCCCAUCGUAUCAACCGUGGAAACUAUGUCGUCAAAGAGCUCGCAGACGCAUGUCGCGCCAACGACGUUACGGACCUGAUAGUCCUGCACGAGCAUCGAGGCGUGCCGGACGCCAUGAUUGUCUCCCACUUUCCCCACGGGCCUACCGUGUUCUUCACCCUGAACAAUGUCCUCCUCCGACACGAUAUCGCAUCGUACAAGGAGUCGACAGUCUCCGAACAAUACCCCCACCUGAUCUUCGACAACUUCUCGUCCCAGCUUGGCCACCGAAUACGCGAUGUGCUGAAGUACCUCUUCCCCGUGCCGAAGGAGGACAGCAAGCGGGUGAUGACCUUCGCUAACGAGGAUGACUUCAUCGCCUUCCGCCAUCACGUCUUCGUGAAGCAUGGCAAAGAGGUCCAACUAGCCGAAGUCGGCCCACGAUUCCAGAUGAAGCCGUACGAGAUACGGCAAGGAACGAUCGAGCAGACGGAGUCCGAGCGCGAAUGGGUACUCGCCCACUACGCUCGGACGUCCAAGAAGCGGAACGUGCUGUCGGGCUCAGGAUCUUACUCUGGCCCAAGGAAACACACGCAGCCCAAGAGGAUCAAGCGAUGAGCCGUAUCUCUGUUAUACUAUCGCUACUUCCCUGUGUCUUCGCUACGUCUGUAUUUUUGUUCAAUUUUUUACUGUGGUGCAUCCGUCUGCGUCUCUACUACACAAAGUACUUCGUUGGAAUUAUUGAAUGGUAUGUGGUGAUAGAGUAGAGGUUCCGAAUGUAAGGCCAAGUAUACGAGUCUAGAGUAGGGGUUCCUCGCGAUCUGCACUUCUCUCUGCAGCGUCG
Messenger RNA from Schizophyllum commune H4-8, 1179 nucleotides. Its product is annotated as Brix-domain-containing protein. Bases 30 to 953 code for a protein of 307 amino acids. Gene Ontology annotation, biological process: rRNA processing. Lineage: Eukaryota; Fungi; Basidiomycota; Agaricomycetes; Agaricales; Schizophyllaceae. Gene Ontology annotation, molecular function: snoRNA binding; rRNA primary transcript binding. The record is from RefSeq and is a predicted model, not a curated record. The transcript has 6 exons. Gene Ontology annotation, cellular component: Mpp10 complex; nucleolus; small-subunit processome.